AUGGCUAACGCAGGCCUCCUCCAGACCAGCCUUAUCUGGGUGGCGUACGCUGUAGCUGUCGUUCUCUGCCUCCUGGCCGCCAUCAUCACCACCUUCACCUGGCAAACGCCCCGCGAGCGAUCCGCUAUAGUCAGUAUUGUCGCCAUCAUCAGUCUCACAUCACUUCUGGCAACAGUUCUUCUUCUUCCUGUUGAUAUCGCCCUUAUUUCCUCGACCACACACGCAUCGCUUGGCGUGAAGAAGGACUGGGCCACGGAGGAGCGAGUCCACGAUAUCCUGCACACUUUGCGCAUCGUUUACUACUCCCUGUACAGCUUCGACGCUCUGCUGUGUCUCUUAAUCAUCCCAUUCGCCUACUUCUGGCACGAGGAAUACGAUGAGAUCGAAGUUGAGGAGGGUCGAUCAUUCUCCAGCCGUCUCAUCAGUGCGCUGAAAUACACCUUGGUGUUCGUCAUCCUGGUCGUGAUCCUCUUCUUAGUCGGCUUCUUUGUACCCGCUGCUGGGGAUCACAACGGCGCCAACUGGGAUUUGGACUACUUCAAGCGCGUUCUUGUUCAGAACAAUGGACAGAAGGCGCUCUCCUUCGCAUUAGGUCUGCUCGUUACCCUCGGGGUUCUUCUUUACGUCAUCUACACAGCGGCUGGGCUGGCGCUGCUUCCCAUGGCCUUCAUCAAGUCCGCGCCUUCGAUUUCCGCACCCCAGCUCACAGAAAGCACCGCAUCGGCAUUGGAGCAGAACCGAGAACGCCAACGCCAGUUGGAAAUGCGCAAUGCCGGUCGUCCCGAAGGCAUGUCGUCCAAGGACAGACGGGAGCUCGAGGCCCUCGUGCGCGAGGAGAGGACUUUGACGCGUCGAGAGAGACUGGCGGCCGAAGCCUCUGGAGAAGGUCGGAGCACUAUCUACAAAGUUUGGCUCAAGAUCUGCGCCAUUUUCCGGCCCGUCAAGCUUCUCGGUGGUGUCCUGCUUCUCUUGCUUUCCGUCUUGAUAUGGGUCUCGAUGUUGAUUACUGGAAUCGACAAGGCGAAAAACUCGUUCUGUAAGGGGAGGUGUGGUUACAUCCUGGGUCACAUCAACAUUUUCCAGCCCAUCAAUUGGGUCUUCACGCAAUCAGCCAAAGCGUUCCCGGUUGACUACAUUCUCAUGGCUCUUCUUGUCUUGUUCUUUUUCAGCAGUUCGAUCUCAGGCAUUGCCACAGUCGGCAUCCGGUUUCUCUGGGUUCGCAUCUUCCAGAUCCGCAAAGGACGUACAGCGCCUCAAGCCCUGCUGGUCGCAACGGUCAUGCUGGCUCUUAUCAUUCUGGCCAUCAACUAUGCUAUCGCGAAUAUGGUGGCUCCCCAAUACUCGAUAUUCGGUACGCAGACAUUCUGUACGGCCCCUACCCACAACGCUGGCGAGACGCCCAACUGUAAGGGCAGGCCUGAAUAUCUGGUCCAAUGUUCCGAGGCGCUGGACCCCGAGGCUCUGAAGGUCUGCACACCCUCAAUUAUGACCGAGUUCCUCAACCGCAUUGCCAUCACCUGGCCCUUCUUUGGCGCUCUGGACUUCUGGGCCCAGUUCGCAUUCCUCGGCAUCUUCCUCGUCGUCUUCGUGACUGGACUGUUCCGGGCGCCCAAGCUCAAUGUCUCCGAACUUGACGAGGAUGCCGAAGAGGACGAGGAGGAGGGUCUGCUCGCCAGCACCGGACGGAGAUUCGGCGCGACGUGGCAGGACAUCACUGGCCGCACGAAGUCCAAGAGUACCUACGGUACGCAGGAGGGUAACACCGGAGCCGGCUCGUCUGAUGUUUAG
This is a messenger RNA of Colletotrichum higginsianum IMI 349063, 1788 nucleotides long. RefSeq names its product LMBR1 domain containing 1. NCBI's taxonomy places the organism in Eukaryota, Fungi, Ascomycota, Sordariomycetes, Glomerellales, Glomerellaceae. The transcript has a single exon. Gene Ontology annotation, cellular component: vacuolar membrane. Gene Ontology annotation, biological process: protein localization to vacuole. The record is from RefSeq and is a predicted model, not a curated record. The coding region runs from base 1 to 1788 and encodes 595 amino acids.